Rattus norvegicus (Norway rat) is the source of this 1658-nucleotide messenger RNA. RefSeq names its product testis expressed 12 (gene Tex12). The record is from RefSeq and is marked validated. NCBI's taxonomy places the organism in Eukaryota, Metazoa, Chordata, Mammalia, Rodentia, Muridae. Bases 115 to 486 code for a protein of 123 amino acids. The transcript is spliced from 5 exons.
GCCUCGGCGCCUGCGCAAGGAGCGCGAAGCUCUCACAUGUUGCGACUCUGAGGAGGCGGGUCGUGGCGGAAUCUUCGACUGCGAGUGGGGCAAGAGGAUUUGUGUCUUCAGAGGAUGAUGGCAAACCACCUUGUAAAACCCGACUCUAGAAACUGCAAGAGGACAAGAGAAUUGGAGCCUCAGUUGUCUGAGAGUCCACAGGUAUCCUCUCUUGGGAAAUCAGAUUCAUCUCUCUCUGAGUGUUCUGGACUCUUUUAUAAAGAGGAAGCUCUGGAGAAGGAUUUGAGCGAUAUGAGCAAGGAAAUUAAUCUGAUGUUGUCUACAUAUGCAAAGGUUUUAAGUGAAAGAGCAGCAGUAGAUGCAUCUUACAUUGAUGAGAUAGAUGGACUCUUCAAAGAAGCCAAUAUUAUUGAAAACUUUCUAGUACAAAAAAGAGAGUUCCUGAAGCAGAGGUUUACGGUGAUCACAAAUACCCUGCACAAGUAAUGUGCCUACACCAGCUGGAAGUUGUUUCUGUUACUGCUGGGCUCUUCUUGCUAGAGAAAAUAUGUAUUAAACUGUAACGUUUUCUAAAUUUCAAAGGGGUUUUAAGAUAGAUAUUAACAUGAAGUGUGUAAUAUUUAUUUUGAGGGUCAAAUAUCUGGCACAUUGUAUAAAAAUGUAAAUUAAAAAUUAUAUACAUGUUCUUUUCUUUAUCCUUUACUCCUAAAUUGCUUAGCCCUUCUUAAACUAUGGAAGAGGACUCUGUUAAUUUGAUUAUGCCCAACAAUAUUUGUUUAAAUAGCAGAUGAUUUCUGAGAUAGUUUUAAAAUGUUUUCUUGGUUGGUAUUAUAGAAGAACAUCAAAACAAUAAAGAUAUUUUGUCCAAUUUCUUAACAUUUAAUAAAAUAUAACAAUGUGCUACUGCUGUUUAAUAUUACCAUUUGAUUAUUUUUACUUUUAACCAUUAUAUUUGACUAAUAAAAAUUUGGCUUGAAAUAUCUUCUUAUGGUAAAAAUAAAAGCUGGAAGUUACUAUAGCCUGUCUAUUUCUUUAUUUUUUAAGUGUCAUGCUAUAUGGAACCCAGGUGAAUUCAUGGUGUACCUGCCUCAACCUCCUUAAUCAAAAUUAAGGUUAUGUACCACCAAGUCCGGCUGUCAAGUGGCUUUUUACCUAUUAACCACAUUGAUUUGUAAAGUUUAUGAAUUAUAUUUAGAAGUUUUAGCUGUAGGGUGGAUGAUAUGGAAAUUAGAAAUGUGGGACUCAGGAGAUCAUGGCUUAAACAUGGCUUUGGCAGGCCACUUCAAUCCUAUGAUAAUGGGAAGUUGAAUUUGGUCUAGAGAAGUGGUCCUCAACCUCCCAAAUGCUGCAACCCUUCACUUUAUUUCCACAUGUUGUGACUCCCAAUAUAAAAUUAUUUUUAUUGCUGAUUCAUAACCAUAAUUUUGCUAUUAUUAUGAAUCAUGAUGUAAAUAUCACUGUUUUCUGAUGGUCUUAGAAGACUCCUGUGAAAGGGUCGUCCAACCCCAAAGGGAUCAUGACCCACAGGUUUGAGAAAUGCUGGUCUAGAGGAUCUAUUAUCAGACUAAGAAAAUUCCUCCUUUGUUACAAAGCUCUGAUUUUAUUCAAAAUGAUCUAUGCAACAUAUAACUACAUUAGUUGGAUCCAAAAAUGUCUAU